UUUUUUCAAUCGUAGCCAACUUCAAGUGAAGUAAAUAAUUGUUUGUCAUCCGUCAUCAUCAUUGAACGCGAUUUUGUCAAAAAAAAUAUAUUUUCCAUUCUUUUGUAAAAUCAGAAAUAAUAAUUUUGUUAACAAUAUGCAAUCAAUUAAAGUAGCUCCAUCGCAACCAUCAGUUUUAAAGGCAUCGCCAUCUGUAGCCGGCCCUUCCGAUGCCAAUUGCCUCAUGCAAAUUGCCCACAUUCAUAAACUCAAAGAUUCCGAAUUGAAUUACGACAAACAUCGUCUGGAUUUGUCCAUGCAAAUGUUAAGAAAUCGUGAAGGUUUGAAUGCUCCACUCAAACUUGGAAUGGAAUUGCAUGCAGCUCGUCAAAUUGGUCGUCUGCCAUUCCUUCAAUCGAGCCAUUUAAUGGAAGAUGUUCUUCUUGGACGUGAUGAACUAAUUGAAUUUGGUGAUUUCCUUGGAGUUCCAGAGAAUAGCGAAGUGAUGCGCCAACCUCAUGCUGUUGUCGAGAAAGCUAUGGGAAUUUUGUAAUCAUUUCUUUCGAUGGGGAAAAUGGGAUUUUUUCAUUUAACAAAAAGCAGUUCUUAUGUUUCAAAUUAAAAUGAGGUAAUAAUCGAAAUAAAGGUUUUAUUUUGUUCUUUGAAAA
This is a messenger RNA of Episyrphus balteatus (marmalade hoverfly), 647 nucleotides long. RefSeq names its product proteasome maturation protein (gene Pomp). The record is from RefSeq and is a predicted model, not a curated record. Bases 137 to 532 code for a protein of 131 amino acids. Gene Ontology annotation, cellular component: cytoplasm; nucleus. The transcript is spliced from 3 exons. Gene Ontology annotation, biological process: proteasome assembly. Lineage: Eukaryota; Metazoa; Arthropoda; Insecta; Diptera; Syrphidae.